AUGGCGUACCGACGCACCAGCGGGGCCCCACAGUGCAACUUCGUAGCGCAGGACAACAUCUGGAAAAAAUACGUUGGAAGUGAACUAGAAGCUGCAAAGAGAUGGUCUCAGAAAUGGGGAUUUUUAACAACACCUCUUGAAGAGUUGAUUGAAGAUAAGAAGAAAGAAAAAGCUAAGCCUAAGAUACAUCUUCCAGAACAUCUGCAGAUUCGACCUGUGACACCCAUGGAAAAAUAUAUUAAGGUGAAUCCAUCUCCUCCAGUACCUAAAACGACCCAGGGGUUUAUUGGUUGGAGAUCAGCUGUUCCUGAAUUGGAACUUGAACGUGGCUUUCAAAUCCAAAGCUGCAAAGGUAGCUUUUUCAAGGAUCUGAAGUGGCCAUGUGAGCCCUCUGAUUGA
Molecule: messenger RNA, 399 nt
Organism: Rhea pennata
Lineage: Eukaryota; Metazoa; Chordata; Aves; Rheiformes; Rheidae
Gene: CIMIP1
Product: ciliary microtubule inner protein 1
Exons: 4
Coding region: 1-399 (132 amino acids)
Source: RefSeq, a predicted model, not a curated record